Messenger RNA from Saccostrea cuccullata (small rock oyster), 3979 nucleotides. RefSeq lists its product as uncharacterized. The transcript has 9 exons. The record is from RefSeq and is a predicted model, not a curated record. NCBI's taxonomy places the organism in Eukaryota, Metazoa, Mollusca, Bivalvia, Ostreida, Ostreidae. The coding region runs from base 128 to 1912 and encodes 594 amino acids.
GGCUCGAAAAGAAACCCAACUUAGCUGAUGUGGACCCUGAAAUUCACAGCUAAAGCAUGUUUGUAAGAUAGUUUUCAAUUCAUUCUGGAAGAUUAUCAGAGGAGGAUCAGAGUCCUAAGGUAAGAGAAUGGACUUUGUGAGGAGGCGACUCUCCCAGGGAGGGAGCAGUGAUGACGAGGGGAAAUCACUCUCCUCAAGCUUCUCCGAGGGAACCUCCAGGUUCUUCACCUCAAUGGUGGCCAAGAAAAAUGGACUUAUUAAUAACUUAUCCUCCAAACUGGAGAAUGUGAUGAAGACCUCCUCUAGUCCAGAGGAUUCAGACUCUGAAUCGGUUAGUCCAGCACAGACCCCAAGUUCUAAUUAUAGCUCCUACAGUAACGGAAGCAGGAAUUUCAGGGGAGAUGACUUCUCAAAUCAGCCAUAUCGAUCAAAGAAAAAGACAGAGAGAAUUGGCAUUCCACGAAGACAGAGCUCGUCUGGGUAUUCUGACAGCAGUGGGAAUGAUGAAGUGGCUGCUGGAAACAUCAGCUUUGAUGAGCCAAUAUACUCACCAACAUCAAAAUCAACAUUUAACUAUGAUUCUAAAGAACAUAUGCUGAAAUCAAAUUGUGUGGGCUUGAAGAAAGUUAAUAAUGAAGACCAGGCCAAAAUACAAAACAUUUCACAAAACACUUUUGAAAGUGAAAGUAAAAGUAAGGUAACAUCAGAUCUACCAAAGACAGAGAGUCGGGAGGCUUCAUCUGACAAUAAAUCAACAGAAGAAGGGGAAAAUGACAGUGAAGAGGACAAAAAUUCAAAAGUCUUCCCUGUGGAGAAGAGUGAAAAAGAGACAAACAUCGAUGUUGUGAAUGAGUACAAGAGAGCACCAAAAAUGAAACGCCGAUCCAGUACGGUGGAUGAAAUGUUGUUUGACGACUACGUACCACCCGAAGAACCUGAGUAUGAGGAAAAUUCAGGUGAAAAUGGAGAUGAAAACUCAAAUUCCAAGAGAAAAACUCUGAUUCCUAUGGGGGAUUUGAUGUCUUUUGAUGAUGACCCUGAAAAAGAAAUUGUGAAUCGUCGGAAAGUUCCCAUUGGAGAUGAAAAGUUAUCUUCCUUUACCAGUGUCUCUAGCAUUGACAGUUCUGAGUACAGUGUGGGCAAUAAUCAUAAUGGUAACGAGUCAACUUCUGAGUCUGAGUUUGGAGGCUUCCCUGUCAAACGAACAUACUCAAUGGGAUCUGAAAACUCUUGGAGUUCAUCAUAUAGUAUAGACAGUCAGCCUGACGAACGAACACUGGAGUGUAUGGAGUUUAUGAAAGCCUUUGUGGAUCAAAUAUUUGACCCUAGCAAGGAAAUUUCUCAAACAGAAAAGGCAAAAUUUGGAGAGUUUUGUCAGGAGGUGGCCGGGAGACAAUGGUUUGCACGAUAUGUCAAUGGACAGAGGGUACAUAACAAGCGGGUGACAGAGCAGAUAUUUUUCCAGCUGGUGCAGUAUUUUGCAGUUGUGCUGUUUGAAUGUGGGGAGGCUGAAGAUUUUACUCCUGCCAAGUCACUCAUGAACAUGUGCUUCACUUUCUACUAUGAAGGUUGCCAUGGUAAGAACUUCCUGUACAGUUACCUUAGAGACCAGCCUAUCUGGCAGUCACUGAGGUUCUGGAAUGCUGCAUUCUUUGAUGCAGUACAGCUGGAGAGAUCCAAGAGACCUGUCUGUACCAGCGAUGAAGGUGAUGAUCAACAGAAGGAUGACAGACAGUUCCAGGAAAACAUCACCUUUGGACAGCUAGGGACUUUCACGUGCAAUAUGAGGGCAUUUGGUUUGUCCAAGGAACUGUGUGUAGAAUUUCUGAGGAAACAAUCAAUAAUUGCCAACCUGAAAAGGGAACAAGUCCAAAUGUUAAAAGACAACGUAGACAAAUGGCGGGAAUCUUAGCCUGUGAACCUACAUUCCAAGAAAGAUAACUCUACAUGUUGCAGAGAAACAUCAGUCAAUAUGCAUUGUUUUUAUCAGCUUUAUUUGAGUUUAUGUAAAAACACUCCUCUGUGUAAACUGCAGUAAAGUUUUAAAGAUAAUAAUUUUUGUUAAUUGUUAAACAUUUUCAAGAUUUCUGAAAAAAAGAAGAAGAACCAUAGUAAGUUUUUCGUUCCCAGUUUCUGUCAUUCCAUUGGGUUUGGUAAACUAAAGAUGUAUGAUUGAAAUGUUCAGAAAUUCUAUUUUUGUGGUUGAUGGACUGUCAAUGUCUACAAAACUGGAAGAUCAUAAUUACAUGUGUAUCAUGGAUACAGUCUAUUCUGGUCCAUGAACAUUGUCAAAGAUAAUGUACUGGAAUACUUUUUAUUUCAAUGGAUUCAGCUUUUCAAAUACAUGUAUGUAUGUAGUGAUUGGGUUUCAUUUAGUAAAACUAAAUGAUAAGUUUAAACUCAUUUAGAUGUUAAACUUUACAUACUGUAAUAAACAUGGUGCAAUAUUGUUGAAAUGUUAAUACUGUAGUUACCGGUAUUUUAAAUUAUUUACAAAGUUGUUAUUCAUAGCAUUUAUUGUUUACUUUUAUUUCAGAAUUCUAGAAUAUGUACAAUUUUUCAUUUCUUUUUUUUUUUUAAACAUAUUUUUUGAAGACAUUCCUUUAUUUUCAUGAAAUCCACACUGAGUGUUCCAAAGAGGUGUAAUAUAUAUGUUUUCUUUUUCCUUGUUGAUUUUUAGAGAUGUAUAUCAUUCUGUAAAGAACAUGAUAGGGUAAGACCCAUUUUUGGCCCCUGGUUUGAGAUGUUCUUUAGAAUGAUGCAACAAUUUAUAAAUUGAAAACCACUUAUCACCCCUGCCACAAAAUGAGAAUUGGUUCUUAGUUAUGGGAUACACAGAUGUCACAGGAAGGUCAUAAAAUAUGUCAAUUUUUGCACUUUUUGGCAAAUUUUCAUCAAUUUUACAGCAUAUUUUCUUUCACAAAACAUAGAGCACAAGCUUGUCUAUCUACCAGAUUUAUAUAUUUCAUACAUAAGUAUCAGAUGCAUCUUUUGUGUAAAAAUCUCAGAUAGGCAAGCUUGUGCUCUAUGUUUUCUGAAGUGAAAAUUAUCUCAAAUAUGACAAAAUUCCACCAAAAUUGAGAAAAUCAGGAAAACGUCCUAUUUCUGCACCCUUUUGUGGCCUACAUGUAAGCAUUGAACCAAAGUUAGUCUGAUCUUAAAACAAGCAUCAAUUUAAGUUCUUAACUACAAACUAUCACAGUUUUAACUGUGUACUGAUUUUUACACCAAAUAAGGGGCCAGAUUCAGUGGUUACCCUAUCUUGCCCUUUCUGUUUUUUAUUUAUUGUUGCUAUCUAAAUUUUUUCAAGAGACUAAAUUUCUAGAUGUAAAAAUUUCUGUCUGUAUCUUUUGAGACAGAAUUUUGUGGAUGUUUGACACUAGUUAUGGUUGUGUAUCAGUUGUUUGCACAUGUUACAGUGGGUAGUUGUAUGGUUGUACAUGUAUAUACAGGUAUAAUUAGAUCUGUAACACUGUAGUCUUUCAGUACUCAUGUCAAAAAAGUGAUAUUUGUUAUUUGAAUUGUUCAGCUCCUGUGAGUCAUUCCAUUUUAUAUUUUGUUUUUGUGUUGUCUGAAGAAAUAUUAUUAGUCAUGUAGGUGUUGCUUCUAUUGCAAAAUGACAUGUGGGUUGAUUUUAUCUUUGUCUCUCAGAUUUUCUCUCUCAACCAUUUUAAAUUGCAUAUUAAAUCUAUCAUUACUUGCUGAACAGAAAAAUAAUCAAAUAUUGUUUUACAUUAUUGAAUACCUUUUAUAAUUAGACAUUUAUAACAGUAUAUGUGACAGAACUUAUAAUGUUAGACUAGUCUCUAUGUUGAAGCUAGAUAAAGCUAUAAUUAGCAUUGUAGAGGCCUGUUUUCUGCCUCGCCUGAGUAAAAUCUGUGAUAGUCCUAAAUGUUGUUAUCUUGUUUCUGUAGGAACCAAUAGGAUCAAUACUCUGUGUUCAGUCAGACAAAAAUGCAAUAAAUCUUAUAAAAGAAAA